GGGUCUGCAAGUCCCGUGCUUUUGUGACUUUUUCUCGCUUGUCUCUGCAGCUUGGACACACCCGCUCCCGAAGCUUCUUGGAAGGAAAAAGAAAAAAAUAAACCUCGCAUGCAACCCCCGGCAUGCCCCGUCUCUCCACGGGGGUGCAUGGCCGCCGGCCUUCUGGAGCAGUGGGGGGUCCCGGGGCGCUUCGGGCCUCGGGUGUGAGCCAGAUGUGGCACGUAACCCCGCCACGCCAGCCCUGAUGCUUCUUCCCCGCUGCCCCUGUGUUGUGCCCUCUUCUCCCCGUGCCUGGCCCCGAGCGGAUGCCUCACAGGAUGAAUGAAAUGAACCUGAGCCCAGUGGGGAUGGAGCCACUGACUUCGUCCUCUGUGAGCAAUGCCUUGCCAGUGUCAGGAAGCCACCUGGGCUUGGCUGCCUCCCCCACGCACAAUACCAUCCCUGCUCCAGGCCUGCCAGUGGCAAUUCCAAACUUGGGUCCCUCCCUGAGCUCUCUGCCUUCUGCUUUGUCUCUAAUGCUCCCAAUGGGCAUUGGGGAUCGAGGAGUGAUGUGUGGAUUACCUGAAAGAAACUAUACCCUACCUCCACCACCUUACCCCCACCUGGAGAGCAGUUACUUCAGAACCAUCCUACCUGGCAUUUUAUCUUAUUUAGCUGAUCGACCACCUCCUCAGUAUAUCCAUCCCAACUCAAUAAAUGUUGACAGUAAUUCAGCACUAUCUAUCGCCAAUAACCCAUCGGCUCUUGAUCCUUAUCAAUCCAAUGGAACAGUGGGAUUAGAAUCAGGCAUCGUUUCAAUUGACUCUCGCGCUGUGAACUCACAUGGCACUCAAAGUCUUCAUCCUAGUGAUGGCCACGAGGUGGCCUUGGACACCACUAUUACUAUGGAGAAUGUCUCACGGGUUACUAGCCCGAUCUCCACCGAUGGCAUGGCAGAAGAGCUUGCGAUGGACGGUGUGGCAGGGGAACACCCCCAGAUCCCCAGUGGUACUCGGAGUCAUGAGCCACUCUCUGUGGAUUCUGUGAGCAGCAACCUCACGGCGGAUACUGUGGGCCACGGCGGGGUACUCCCCAUGCACGGGAGUGGCUUGGAACUGCCUGUAGUGAUGGAGACAGACCACAUUGCUAGCCGUGUCAGUGGCAUAUCUGACAAUGCCCUCAGCGACUCGAUCCACACCGUGGCCAUGAGCACCAACUCUGUAAGCGUGGCACUCUCUACCUCACACAACCUCGCCUCCCUAGAGUCUGUUUCCCUUCAUGAAGUGGGCCUCAGCCUAGAACCUGUGGCUGUGUCCUCCAUCAGCCAGGAGGUUGCUAUGGGGACAGGUCAUGUAGAUGUGUCUUCAGACAGUCUGUCUUUUGUGUCACCUUCACUGCAAAUGGAAGACUCCAAUUCAAACAAGGAAAACAUGGCAACCUUGUUUACAAUUUGGUGUACUUUGUGUGACCGAGCCUAUCCAUCUGAUUGCCCCGACCAUGGACCAGUGACUUUUGUUCCUGAUACUCCAAUAGAGAGCAGAGCAAGGCUUUCCCUCCCAAAACAGCUCGCUCUCCGCCAGUCAAUCCUAGGAGCAGACAUUGGUGUUUGGGCUGCAGAAACCAUUCCAGUACGGACUUGCUUUGGUCCUCUCAUUGGCCAGCAGAGUCACUCCAUGGAAGUAGCAGAAUGGACAGACAAGGCCGUCAAUCAUAUCUGGAAGAUAUACCACAAUGGUGUUCUAGAAUUCUGCAUCAUUACAACUGAUGAAAAUGAAUGUAAUUGGAUGAUGUUUGUGCGCAAAGCCAGGAACCGGGAAGAACAGAAUUUGGUGGCUUAUCCCCAUGAUGGAAAAAUUUAUUUCUGCACUUCACAAGAUAUUCCUCCUGAAAAUGAGCUGCUCUUUUAUUAUAGCCGAGAUUAUGCACAACAGAUGGGUGUUCCUGAACACCCAGAUGUGCACCUUUGUAACUGUGGCAAGGAAUGCAAUUCCUAUGCAGAAUUUAAAGCCCAUCUGACGAGCCACAUCCAUAGCCAUCUUCCUAGCCAGGGCCACAGCGGCAGCCAUGGGCCCAACCACAGCAAAGAAAGGAAAUGGAAGUGUUCUAUGUGCCCACAGGCAUUUAUCUCUCCAUCUAAACUGCAUGUCCACUUUAUGGGCCACAUGGGCAUGAAGCCCCACAAGUGUGAUUUUUGUAGCAAGGCCUUUAGUGAUCCCAGCAACCUGCGGACCCACCUCAAGAUCCACACGGGUCAGAAGAACUACAGGUGUGCAUUGUGCGAUAAGUCUUUCACCCAGAAGGCUCAUCUGGAGUCCCACAUGGUCAUCCAUACGGGUGAGAAGAACCUCAAGUGUGAUUACUGUGACAAGCUGUUCAUGCGGAGGCAAGAUCUCAAGCAGCAUGUGCUCAUCCACACGCAAGAACGCCAGAUCAAGUGUCCCAAGUGUGAUAAACUGUUCUUGAGAACAAAUCACUUAAAGAAACACCUCAAUUCACAUGAAGGAAAACGGGACUAUGUAUGUGAGAAAUGUACAAAGGCCUAUCUUACCAAAUAUCAUCUCACUCGUCAUCUGAAAACUUGCAAAGGACCCACUUCUAGUUCCUCAGCACAGGAGGAAGAGGAAGAGGAGGACUCUGAAGAGGAAGAGUUAGCAGACUCUGUGGGAACAGAAGACUGUCAGAUAAACAGUGCUGUGUAUGGAGAUGAGCCUCUCUCUGCACAUAAAUAAAGAAGCAAACUUAUUUUGAAUGGAGAGGACAAAAGGAACAACGCAUAUAACAGUUACCCACUACAGUGAUGUUGAGAUUAAAUGGUUUUCUCUUUCCUUCUAGCCAUUGGUCAAAACAGAUUGACCCCCAGGAAUGGAUCAAGCACUUAAAGCGGAAUCUCCCAAUGAAGACAUUUUAGAAUGGAUAUAGAGAGCUGGGGAGAGAGCAUAUGUCCCAUUUUUAAAUAAUGUCUGGGGAGGAUAGUGUCAGCUUUUGAUAUCUAUUCUUUAUUUACAUGAUGAGCUGGGCAGUGCUUGUACGCCUGAGUCAGUCGUCCGCUGCCCAGCCCAGCUUUAUUACAACUUCUAUUUCCCUUAUAGUCCUUGGACUUGGUCGCACUCUUAAGUUUGGUUCUGGCCUCAUAUUCAUUCUGAUUGCUGUUUGUGUUUUUUAUUUUCCUUUUUUGCACAUGAGUGUGAUUUACACUCAACAUAACUGGAACCUAGCAGCAUGAAUCAUUACAAUGUAGCUAACAAGUCUCAAGCACUAUGUCUAGCCUGCCCUGGAAAUGUUGGGGAGGGCUUUCUUGUCAGCAUUCCAGGUGUCUGGAAACCACACACAAAAGUCCCCUAAGCUUGGGCCCUGUGUAGGCAACAGACCAAGAUAGUAGACCACAAUGGGAAAAAGGGAGAGGUUCUUGGCCCACUUUCAACAAACAAGCUUUGAUGGAAACCAAGGCAGAUUGCCUGGAGGUCCUUAGUGAUCUAUGUGGGUUUAUAUACCUCUACUCCAUAAGUCCACAGACCCUAGAUGAAGGACCCUAGAGGCGGUGCUCACCUGUAAUGCCAGAGAGGUUAUCUCAGCAACAGCACAUGUGUACUCACUCAGCCUAGAGUGGUACUUUGGAAGGAAGAGGUAAGUGAUCCUCUGUAUCUGGCAUACCUUAGAGAAAGUCAAAUACACCAAGAAAAUAUUACCAACUUAAAAUCAGCUCUACAUGUGUCCCUCUAGUUGUAAGUUCAGAAACACCACCUCAUCCCCCCCACAUCCCCGUUCCCCAAUAGGUGAAGGAUCUCAGGAUGCUGAGGAAGAUUUGGAAAGUCUAGACUGCUGACUGGUUACAUGUGGAUGUGUUUCCAUCAGGUCUCGCAUCUGUUCUUUCACAUAUUUAUCCAGCUUUCAGCAAGAUGCCAGCCUAUGUUGGCAUUUGAUGCAACACGCUCUCUUACUCUAAGGCACAACCUUUGGUUUGGAGUAGGGAUGACUUGGUGGGAAGGUUUUGCUGCUAAUGUAUUUAUGGAAUGAAUGUAUUUCAUUCAAAUCUGUAUUCCUCUAGGAAGAAUUAAAAUGCAACUUUUUU
This is a messenger RNA of Suncus etruscus (white-toothed pygmy shrew), 4048 nucleotides long. It is a transcript of the gene PRDM4, whose product is annotated as PR/SET domain 4. Gene Ontology annotation, cellular component: cytoplasm; nucleus. The transcript has 11 exons. The record is from RefSeq and is a predicted model, not a curated record. The coding region runs from base 306 to 2708 and encodes 800 amino acids. Gene Ontology annotation, biological process: regulation of transcription by RNA polymerase II; transcription by RNA polymerase II; cell fate commitment. Lineage: Eukaryota; Metazoa; Chordata; Mammalia; Eulipotyphla; Soricidae. Gene Ontology annotation, molecular function: RNA polymerase II cis-regulatory region sequence-specific DNA binding; histone methyltransferase binding; histone deacetylase binding.